This is a messenger RNA of Sardina pilchardus (European sardine), 773 nucleotides long. RefSeq names its product transmembrane emp24 domain-containing protein 6-like. Lineage: Eukaryota; Metazoa; Chordata; Actinopteri; Clupeiformes; Clupeidae. Bases 27 to 773 code for a protein of 248 amino acids. Gene Ontology annotation, biological process: endoplasmic reticulum to Golgi vesicle-mediated transport; intracellular protein transport; Golgi organization. The transcript has 4 exons. Gene Ontology annotation, cellular component: Golgi apparatus; COPII-coated ER to Golgi transport vesicle; endoplasmic reticulum-Golgi intermediate compartment. The record is from RefSeq and is a predicted model, not a curated record.
GUGGGUUUUUAAAAGCUGAAUCAAGAAUGUUCGGGGGAGCGCUCUUCCUGGUUCUGUUGCUGGUGCCCGGACACGGUUCUGGAGGAGCGGUCAAGGACCCCCAGCCGGGACUCUCGGACCAGAACCUCUUCUGGGGUGCUGACCAGUACGACUUCGCCGUGGUGCUGCGCGCCUCCGGCCUCGAGUGCUUCUGGCAUAUGGCCCACCAGGGAGAGCAGUUCUACUUCAACUACAUGGUCCAGUGGGUGACAGGUGUGGCCAACGACAGACACCUGGCAGUGACCGUCAACUCUCCGUCGGGCUACCUGGUCGCGCAGGCUGAUGAGGCCAAAGCGGAGAUCAAAUUUGAGGCCAAAGAGACUGGAUUUUAUCAGAUGUGCCUCAGCAACUUCCACAACCGCUUCGGCAGCCUGCAGGUGUUCUUGAACUUCGGGGUCUACUAUGAGGACUCGGAACAAGUGAAGAAACAGAAGGAGGAGGAAGACCAGAAGAAAGAGGAGGACAUAAAAAACUUAAAUAACACCCUGUCCACCAUUGAGGACAGCUCUCUCAAGCUGCAGAGCUACGUCUUCCACAUGUGGCGCCACUACAACUUCGCCCGCAUGCGCCAGGGCACCGACUACUUCAUCCUGCUGUCCAACGCCACCUACGUGAGGUACUGGUCCGCGGCGCAGAGUGUGGUCAUCGUCCUGUCCGGCUACCUGCAGCUGUUCUUCCUCAAGAGGCUCUUCAACACCAAAGCCACCACAGAGACGGAGAAGCCGCGCUGCUGA